Messenger RNA from Cladocopium goreaui, 3798 nucleotides. NCBI's taxonomy places the organism in Eukaryota, Dinophyceae, Suessiales, Symbiodiniaceae. The record is from the annotation of a GenBank genome assembly.
AUGUACACAGAAGAGUAUGAUGAAUCCGAGACAGCUCUAGUGACAGAAGAAUGGGAUGAGGAAUCAUGGAUAGAACAACUAGCAGCUGAUGGUGAUGAAGAUGCCGUGUUGAUCUGUGAAUAUGAAGGUGCCAUGCAAGACACCCUCCAGGAGGAUGAAUCUCUUGCCACCACUCUGAAUGCCUACACAGAUGCAAGGCGCCGUCUCAAUGAUCGUUUCAAGAACCAGAGACUCCGUGGAAGUUCCGGCUCAAACUCAAAUGCUCAAGCACCUGCCAUGAUGGCCCUUAGCCAACCCAUGGAUGAUGAUGAAACCAUGCCCCUAGAGUUCAUGAUGCUGCCUGAGAUCGUCGAAGAUGCCCCUGCAGUCUCCAGACCGCAGGAAGUGAACGUCACAUGUCACCACCCAGGGUUUUCCAAGAGUGACCGCAUGUGCCAAGUUCAGCCAAGUUCAUGCGAAGUCAUGAGAGCGACCGCUCGUGCCACAGGUCUCGCAGAAGACGAGACAAUCAUGUUUGCGUCACAUGGGACAUUCGGAAUUUUGGAUUCAGGAGCCACGAAGACAGUGAUAGGCAGCCAACUAGUGUCUGAUCUGUUACAGAACCUGCAUCCGAGUGUCCGCCAGAAUGUCCGUCGAUGUCGUUGUGAAGUGACUUUCCGGUUCGGGAACCAGGGAACACUGGAUAGCCAAUUUGCCAUGGUCAUCCCAAUAGGUCGAUUAGGUCUGAAAAUCGCCAUUGUCCCUGGAGGAACACCACUUCUGUUAUCGAACACCCUGCUCCGAACAUUGAAAGCCACUGUAGAUGUUGCCAAUCAGCAGAUGCACAGUCCUUUCCUGAAGGUACCAAUUCAUCUAACACUCAACAACCGUGGUUUGUUUCUUGUUGACCUGAAUGAGAUCUCACUCAAUGCCAGGAAAGAAAUCCCGACUGCUGACACGUUUGUGCAUGAAACGCCAGAGACUUCGAAACAGCCGAAGACAAAGAGCAGCCCAAUCAUGUCAGAGAGGUGCCUGCCAGCGGGGACUGGCGACAGCCUGGACACCUUCAAGGCGUUGUCACCGGAACAGAUGGACGCCACUCCCAUCAGUUUUGGCAAAGCCCACCUGGGCAAGACAUAUCGCCAGAUGUGGGAUCAGGAGAUCCAUUGGGUGCAAUGGUUUGUCCGCACUUACGAGAGCUCGGGGAAACUGGAACAUCAGAAGCUCAUUCACUAUGUGACGAUGAUGGUAGAACGUGUGGAGCUGGAGACAGAAUCAGAGUUCCGCCAAUUGCCACAGCCCAAAGUGAAAGCCAAGGCCAAGAGCAUGCCAGCUCACACAGUGCCGCUCGAUCCCGAAGCAGAGGAAGAGGAGGAAGCAUGGAUGGAGUCAAUGCCCCUCUACGUGCCCAUGAACGUCAACACCGAGAACAUUCAUGCACUGCAGCAUCACACCGAGAACAUUCAUGCACUGCAGCAUCGAAUGAGCGGAGUAGAAAAUGCAGUGGGGGAGAUCCUACUGGCCAACUGGGACACCGUGCACAGAGGUUUGGAUAUGAUCAGGGAUUUUUCCCUUUGGAAUGAGAUCCUGACUGCCGUCGGGAAGCGACCGAAGAAAGCCUCAGGUGAGCCUAGCGCUAAACGUCCCAAGGUGAUCACUGCACAACUGACUGAGCCAAACAACCUAUCACAGAAACGACGCCGUGUGGGAGACAAAGGGCCUGAACCAGCCAUGAGUGAGACCAACCAGAGGUCAAGCAUGCUUCCUGAGAACCAACCGAAGCCGGAAAUUCCAGAACAACAGAGCCACAUGCAAAGGCUCAUCACCCGGAUGGAACAUCCAACGGUAGCACCCACAGAUUCCGAAAUGCAACAAGCAAUUGAAACACCAGUUCCUGAUGCCGAUGACGAACUGGUAUGUGAUCUGCUGCUGAGUGAAGACAUUGAACCUCCAUGUGUACAAAGUGCUGAAGUCCCUCUGGCAUGGCGUUGUGAGUUCCAAGUUCCUCAUGAAUUUGAAGAGGGCCACCCAAUUCCAAUCGAGGAUGUCAUCAUGUUGGCCACAAAUCAGAAAAAGUCAAGAACCGAGGUCAGACUCAGUGAACUCACCAAUGAGGAACGGGCAGAAUUCGAACGUGCCAAAUCCACCGAGGUCAAUAAUUGGCUCCAGACAGGUACAGUGUGCAAGGUGCUGCGAGAUAGCCUCUCUCCAGAGCAGAUCCUUAGGUGCCGUUGGAUCCAUGUGUGGAAACCCAUUGAAGACCCAGCCGAACAAAAGCGCCUUGGCAAGAAGCGCAAGGCAAAAUCCAGGCUGGUGGUCCUUGGGUACCUAGAUCCCGAACUAGAGACCAUACCUAGGGAUAGUCCUACUCUCAAUAGGCAAUCCAGAAUGCUCAUUUUGCAGACCAUUGCCUCACUUCAAUGGAAGUUAAUGUCAUUUGACAUCAAAGCAGCUUUUCUCCAGGGAAAGACACAGGAAAACAGGAUCAUAGGACUUGAACCUGUACCAGAGCUUGUAAAGGCCAUGGGACUUCAAAGAAAUGAGGUGUGCAAAUUGGAAAAGUCAGCCUAUGGGCUUAUCGAUGCACCAUAUCUAUGGUACAAAGAACUAGAUAAGACCCUUCGAGAGCUUUCCUUCCGACCAUCCCCUUUUGACCCAUGUGUUUACUUGUUAUACAAACCUGGGGCCACAAAACCAUCAGGGAUCCUAGGCAUGCACGUGGACGAUGGACUAUGCGGGGGUGACAAGUUUUUCGAAGAACAGAUCAGCAAACUGGAGUCAAAGUUUCCUUUUGGAGCCAAACAGUCACAAUCAUUCACUUUCACUGGUAUUGAGAUGCAACAAUUACCGAACCACAACAUUAUCCUUUCACAAGAGAAAUACAUUACCAAAAUUGAACCAAUACACAUUGAACCCAAAAGGAGAACUCAAGAGGACUUGCCAGUGACGGAAGCCGAGAAACUCAGCCUCCGAGCCAUCAUCGGUUCCCUGCAGUAUGCCGCGGUGAACACCCGUCCGGAUCUUGCAAGCAGAUUGAGCCAUUUGCAGAGUGCCAUCAAUUCAGCAAGAAUUUCAACACUCACCGAAGCCAAUAAAAUACUUCAUGAAGCAAAGAGACAUAAAGACACGACAAUCAAAAUCCAAUCCAUUCCAUUUGAUCAACUACGUUUUAUUGCAUUCUCAGAUGCCUCAUUUUCAUCAGCAAAACAACCGGAUUCACACACAGGCAUGAUGAUCAUGGCAACACAUGCCGAUAUAGUCAAGAAUUUUCAAUGCCCAGUGAGCCCGAUCAGCUGGUGCUGCAAAAAGAUCCAAAAGGUCGUGGUAAGUACCCUUUCCGCGGAGACUAUGUCAAUGAAUUCUACUCUUGACCAGCUAUCAUGGAUUAGACUGUUUUGGGGUUGGAUUCAAAAUCCUCAAAUCCAAUGGAAGCGAGCCAAAGAAACACUCAAUGAACUUCCACCAACGUACACAGCUCCAACAAUCAAGGAACCACCUGAUCUAGCCAUUACUGAUUGCAAAUCCCUGUACGACAUCAUUACACGCACAGCACCUCCAAAUUGCCAAGAGUAUCGCACUCAACUACAAUGUCGGGCAAUGAAAGACCUGUUAAGUGAAGGAGUUUCAGUACGUUGGGUACACACAGGUGCACAAGUUGCUGACGCAUUAACGAAAGUGAUGAACACCGCCUUCCUGAGACACACGCUAUCCCAGGGAACGUAUCGUCUGAAUGACGAACAAGAGAUCCUGCGUGAAAGGGCAAAUUCCCGCAGUCGAGUCCAGUGGCUCCAACAAAAUUCUCUUGAACAAAAGAACUAG